AUGCUGGUUGCUGUACUGGUUGCCAGGGGCAUCGUCCCCCAGGUCAAAGCCCCAACCCCACCCUCAACCCCAACCCCUAACCCACCUCUCAACUCACCCCUCACCUCACCUGUGACACCCCCUGUCCCACCACCCAUCACAUCACCCCUCACCUCACCUGUGACCCCUCCUAUCCCACCCCCUAACCCACCUCUCAACUCACCCCCUACCUCACCUGUGACCCCUCCUGUCCCACCACCCAUCACAUCACCCCUCACCUCACCUGUGACCCCUCCUGUCCCACCCCCUAACCCACCUCUCAACUCACCCCUCACCUCACCUGUGACCCCUCCUGUCCCACCCCCUAACUCACCUCUCAACUCACCCCCCACCUCACCUGUGACCCCUCCUGUCCCAUCCCCUAACCCACCAGUCAAUUCACCCCCAACCUCACCUGUGACCCCUCCUGUCCCACCCCCUAAUCCACCUGUCACAUCACCCCCUACCUCAUCUGUGACCCCUCCUGUCCCACCCCCUAAUCCACCUGUCAACUCACCCCCCACCUCACCUGUGACCCCUCCUGUCCCACCCCCUAACCCACCUGUCAACUCACCCCUCACCUCACCUGUGACCCCUCCUGUCCCACCCCCUAACCCACCUCUCAACUCACACCCACCGGCAGCCCCCACCCCACCUGCUUUGAGACACCUAACCCCACCAGCAGCCCCCACCCCUCCUGUCGCUCCACCCAUCACUGUCAAGCGACUCCUCCUCAGGUAA
Molecule: messenger RNA, 759 nt
Organism: Salvelinus fontinalis (brook trout)
Lineage: Eukaryota; Metazoa; Chordata; Actinopteri; Salmoniformes; Salmonidae
Exons: 2
Coding region: 1-759 (252 amino acids)
Source: RefSeq, a predicted model, not a curated record